AUGCUGUUCGCUGCUGCUCGUCUUAUGAGGACGCCACAUGCGCCGCUUGUGCGCGGUUUCGCGACGUCACGGCCGGUCCUCUUCAAGUCCAAGUUCUGGCCCAGUGUCGAUGAGGCCGUCAAGGUCAUCAAGAACGACGACGUUAUUCUCGUCGGUGGUUUCGGUCUCUGCGGAACACCCCAGACGAUCAUCAACGCGAUCGCGCGCCGUGGCGCUGACCAAGUAUCUGGCCUCACUCUGGUGUCGAACAACGCCGGCGUCGAGGAGAAGGGCCUCGGCGCGAUUGUCAAGAUGGGACAAGUCAAGAAAUGCAUUGUGUCGCACAUCGGUGCAACCAAGCUCAUCGAGAACAAGUACCUUGCCGGGGAGAUUGAGGUCGAACUCACGCCUCAAGGCACGAUUGCCGAGCGUGUGCGUGCGGCUGGAGCGGGUAUCCCUGCGUUCUUCACUCCAACGGGCGUCGAGACAUCGAUCGAAAAGGCAACGGUGCCGUACCGCAACGCGUCCAAGUGCGGGACCAUUCCUGCGCUGUACCCCACGCCGCGCAAGACGAUGGAGUUCAACGGGAGGAAGUUCGUCAUGGAGGAGGCACUGCCCGGCGACGUUGCCAUCAUCCACGCCUGGAAGGUCGAUGAGGCUGGCAACACCAUCUUCCGGUACACCGCGACCAACUUUAGCCCUACAAUGGCCAAGGCUGCCAAGUGCACGAUUGUCGAAGCUGAGGAGAUUGUGCCGACCGGUUCGCUUGACCCUAAGCAGGUCCACCUGCCAGGCAUCUACGUCGACCGUAUCGUCCAGGCGACCGAGAUGAAGGAUAUCGAGACCCUCACUCUUAUGCCCUCGCCUGGCGACGACUACGUCCAUCCGCUCGGCAACGGACCGCUGCUCGCCCAGCGCGAGAUGAUUGUCAAGCGCGCAGCUCAGGAGCUCAAGGACGGCUACUACGUCAACUUGGGUAUUGGGAUGCCGACCCUCCUCCCCGCCCACAUGCCCGAGGGACAGGCUGUGUGGUUGCAGUCGGAGAACGGUCUUCUCGGUAUCGGUCCCCCUCCCACCCGCGAGCAGGUUGACCCUGACCUGAUCAACGCCGGCAAGGAGACGAUCACAAUGGCCAACGGCGCGUCGACGUUCUCGUCCGACGAGAGCUUUGCCAUGAUCCGCGGCGGACACAUUGACGUGGCUGUCCUCGGCGCGAUGGAGGUGUCGUCCAAGGGCGAUCUGGCCAACUGGAUCGUUCCCGGCUCGCUCGUCAAGGGCAUGGGCGGUGCGAUGGACCUCGUUUCGUCUCCCGACAACACCAAGAUCAUCAUUGUCACGGACCACUGCACCAAGAAGGGCGAGCCCAAGAUCAAGGCCGAGUGCGACCUGCCACUCACAGGUGCGCGCUGCGUGUCCAUGAUCAUCACCGAGCUCGCCGUGUUCGACAUCGACCGCAAGGCCGGCCGCAUGACACUUCUCGAGCUCAUGCCCGGCGCGACACUCGAGAUGGUCCAGGCCAAGACUGCCGCUCCCUUCGACGUCUCGCCUAACCUCAAGACCGCAAACAUCCCGGCGUAA
Cutaneotrichosporon cavernicola is the source of this 1557-nucleotide messenger RNA. RefSeq lists its product as uncharacterized. Bases 1 to 1557 code for a protein of 518 amino acids. Gene Ontology annotation, molecular function: succinyl-CoA:3-oxo-acid CoA-transferase activity. The record is from RefSeq and is a predicted model, not a curated record. Gene Ontology annotation, biological process: ketone body catabolic process. NCBI's taxonomy places the organism in Eukaryota, Fungi, Basidiomycota, Tremellomycetes, Trichosporonales, Trichosporonaceae. The transcript has 2 exons.